This is a messenger RNA of Euleptes europaea (tarantolino), 1389 nucleotides long. RefSeq names its product gasdermin A (gene GSDMA). The record is from RefSeq and is a predicted model, not a curated record. The transcript has 10 exons. Gene Ontology annotation, biological process: defense response to bacterium; pyroptotic inflammatory response. Lineage: Eukaryota; Metazoa; Chordata; Lepidosauria; Squamata; Sphaerodactylidae. Bases 17 to 1378 code for a protein of 453 amino acids. Gene Ontology annotation, molecular function: phosphatidylinositol-4,5-bisphosphate binding; phosphatidylserine binding; phosphatidylinositol-4-phosphate binding.
AAAGCUCCCAGAAAGGAUGUUCCAUAAGGCUACAAAAUCACUGGCUAAACAACUGGAUCCAGAAGGAGACUUGAUCCCAGUACGCUGCCUGGUAGACCACAACCAUUUCAGAGCUCUGUGCCUGGUCCAAAGGAAGAGCAAGAGCCCGUGGUGGCAGAAACACCGUUACCAUAAAACUGACUACAAGCUACAUGAUGUGCUCUUGCCAGGAGAGCAUCCUGCGCACCUAGAUAUCUGUGAUUCAGACCCGUUCACCAUAGUGGACCACGUGGAUGGAAAAUUAGAGGGGGAUGUGAGUGUGGUUACUGACCUGGCAACCUUGAAAGUGACGAGCAGUGCCAACCUGUCUCAUGCAAGGUCUGUGAAAGUGAAAAAGAGGCACAUCAGUCCCCAAGUUCUCGAUUCUCUAAAUGGAAACAGUAAACUCAACUUGACCCACUUGCUUAUUCAGCAAUCAGAGAAGUUCCAAAAGGAUCUCUAUGUGAUCACUGAGACUGUCGAGACUGUGGAUAUUGCUGAGUUUAAGGAAUCCAACAAAACUGAAGGCAACAUCCUCACUGAACUCCGUGUCAAAAUGAAAUUUACGGGUCUCAGAGACAGCAAGAAAGCAGUAAUCAUCCCCAAGGACUGCAUCCUGGCAUUCAGAGUAAAACGAUUACUGAUCAGAAAAGGAUCCUUAGGCAUUUCAAUCUUUGCAGAAGACCCAAGACCAACUUUUGAUGCAUGCAAAAUCGAAUAUCAAGCUGAUGUGGUGUCUGUAGAUGUGGAAAGCAAGAGGAAGUACCAGCUGAUGGAAAUUGAGCAGGAAUGCGCACCCCUCCUUUCAUUGUCCACAGAUCUGCGGGGCAAGUUUUUAAAUGGCUUCUUGGCUAUAAUCAGAAAUAAUGACCUUUUGGAAGAACUAGAACUCCAGCUGGAGCAGGCUCUUGAUGAGAUUAAUCCAAUGAAGUUGAAGACUGGCAGACUAGAGCUGCAAGAACUGGUGGACAAUUUACAAGAUCCCACUGGAGCCAUUUGCCGUGACAUUGCUGAAUCAGUCCUGUACUUUCUUCAAGCUCUGGGUGAAUUGUCAGAAUCUGAGAUGUUGCUUCUGGAAGAAUCUGUGGAAAGGAAAAUUGUGCCCAACCAGACUGCACUGGUUCGGAACAUCCUAGAAAAACAUUUCAGCAAUGAAAAAGGGACACUUAUUACAGAUACCCAGGAAGUCUCUCCUUUCAUCGAAGAUGAGCUGGCCAUUACUGAGGCUAUGAUCAAGUUACAAGGAGUGACAGUCCAAAGAAGCAGAGCCCGUCUUGCUAUGACUGGGAACCCUGAUGCUUUUUUGGACCUCAGUGUGUUGUAUGUUGCUCUGUAUGUGCUGAAUCUUCUAUCCAAAUGAGAGGAUGGCUA